UAGACCUACCUCCCCCCUCCCGCCGCCGUUCUGAUCCAUGUUCGCCGCCGGUAGAUCUGUGUCAAUUUGCUUCGAUUUUGAUCCAAUUUUGUCCUUGUUUCUUUUCAAUCUGCAACGUCUGACCCACCCAGGAGAGCAGGGUCAUGCGGAGUAGAUCAUCGGAGAGUCGGAGAUGAGCGGCGGCGCCAGGCGGUUCGUAAAUCUGGGGGUGUAUGACCAGCUGAAACGCGUCUAUUCGCUGCGGCGCCUGGACCUCUCCAAGAUGGAAUUUUUUCACCAAUCGGCAGAAGAGACGGCCGCGCAUGCGAAGGUGGUGCCAAGACUGACGCCCGCCAAGGCCUGGGCGCCCAACAGGAGAAGAAGCUUCAAGGCUGCUUUGGCGGCGGCGGAGGCGGCGGCGCCCAAGAUCAAGUCUCCAAAAAGCCAGGUAACCAUGAGGCCGCCGGUAGUCUCGUCCUCCCUGCCGACCAAUCAUGUCAUUCAUUUCUUCCCCACCGCGUCGGAGAACAAGGUCAUCUUGGGGGACCGCGCCAACAACCUGCUCCGCUUUGACGCGGGCGAGCACCGCCGCUGCAUCGACAGCAUGCCAAACCUCCACCAGCACAAGGACUCGCCGCUGGCCAUCGCCGUCCAUCCGUCGGCCUUGCACCUCCAUGACGGCGAAGACGCGGGCGACCUCUACAUCAUCGAUCAGGUCCUACAUCCGGACACGGCGGAAUCGCGGCCGCAGUUCGAGGCCCUGCUGUGGAGGGGGCGCCGCCCGUCCGCCGCAUGUCGCAGGUCCUGGCACUGCGACAUCCUCCCACUGCCCCCGUGGAUCAUCCACCACAAGCACGCCUUGGUCUACGGGCACGCCCUUGUCGGCGGUGACACCAUCUGCUUCUCCAUCUCCGGCGCAGAGGGCACCGGCACCUACUGCUUCCACACCGCGACUCGCGAGUGGAGCAAGGCCGGCGACUGGAUCAUGCCGUUCAAUGGCAAAGCCGAGUACGUCCCGGAGCUCGGGCUCUGGUUUGGCCUCUCACGCCGCCUCCCCAUCGCUGUCGACCUCUCCGGCGUUGUCAGAGGGGAGGAGCCGCCGCCAGAGAAGUUGCGGAUCUGGGAGGAUGAUGACCUGCCAGAGGAGUGGCAGCCGAAUGAACUGUGGGACUCCAAGAUCAUCAGCCUCGGCUCAGGCAGGUUCCUCUUUGCUGACUUCUUUAGUGACAUGAAAUUCGACAAGGACAGCAGCGAGAUGGUUCCUGGCCAGCAAUUUGCCCUCUUUACUGGUAUGGAGGUAGUGUACGGCAAUGGCAAUGGCAAUGGCGCCAACAAAGACAGUUUCAACUACAAUAGUGGCAACAAUGGUACCGGCAAAGACGAUGGCACCAAUGCCAACAACGGCAGCAAAGGCAAAGGGACGAUUCGUGGCCUUCGUAUGAUUAAGCACAAGUCCAAACGCUACAUGUUUAAGAAGCAGCUGAGCAUCGAGGCGGUGCUCUGAAUGAUUAAGGAGAUAUCAGUUCAGUUUACUCUUGCUGAUCUUUGUUUCUGCUCCCUGUUUACAGCAAGUAGUGCUGACUCUAGUGUUAAGUCAAACUUAAUUAGUAGGUACAGUACCAUCCUGUGGUAUGAUGAAACGCACUGUAAAUUGUACCUCCCUGGUGUU
Molecule: messenger RNA, 1648 nt
Organism: Triticum urartu
Lineage: Eukaryota; Viridiplantae; Streptophyta; Magnoliopsida; Poales; Poaceae
Source: RefSeq, a predicted model, not a curated record